Messenger RNA from Lytechinus variegatus (green sea urchin), 2345 nucleotides. RefSeq lists its product as uncharacterized. Bases 168 to 1652 code for a protein of 494 amino acids. The transcript has 2 exons. The record is from RefSeq and is a predicted model, not a curated record. Lineage: Eukaryota; Metazoa; Echinodermata; Echinoidea; Temnopleuroida; Toxopneustidae.
UAAGUUUUAUUCUGCAAAUCUAUUUCAUGCAUUCAUAUGAAUAUUCAUAAGCCCCAUUUAUUUUAUUGGGUAUAGGUAGGCGUUGUCAUAUUAUGUAGAUCUUUGCCUGAAUUAGUGAUAUUGAUUACAGCUCCCGCCAAUUUGAGUCACUCCACACUAAGUCGUCGAUGAAGAAGUAUAUCAACAUGUCUUGGUCAAAGCGAGAGCGAGAUCCAUCCAACAUCGGAUUGCCUCAUUUUCGCAACCCGUUUUCCUUUCAUCUGCUUUUAGCCCAGAGUGAUGACGUCUUGUAUAAAUGGCUAGAGGACAAUCGUUUCAUCGCAUCGCAGAUAUUUUGCGAAGUUUGCAAAAGGCCUUGCAAGGCAAUUAAGAAAGUUGGAAGGAGAGGAGGCAGAAUCUGGAGGUGCCGAGGAACUGUGAGAUGGCCUCAUGAGAAGAGUUAUUCGGGCCACUCGUUUUCACUUUUUGAGGGAACUCAUUUUGACGUCCGGGAGAUACUCAUCUUUUUAAGAGAGUGGAUCUUAGGAUCUACGCUUCACCGCUGUGCUGUGGAAUCCGGGAUGGAUUAUAAGAAUUCCGCCGUGGACUGGGCGAAUUUUUUGCGCGAUCAUUGUCGUAAAUUCGUCCAUGACUUGUAUUACGAGUUGGGGGAAAAGCUUCGAGGAGAAGUCGAGAUUGAUGAGAGUCUAUUUGGGAGGAGGACCAAGUACCACAGGGGAGAUCCUCGCGGACUCAAGAUAUGGAUCUUUGGAAUGGUCGAAAGAUCUACCAACAGGAUUGUACUCUACCCCGUUGAGAGAAGAGAUGAAAACACUCUGCUUCCAUUAAUCGAAAGGCAUGUGGAAAAGGGGUCGACGAUCUAUUCGGAUGGAUGGCGUGCCUAUUACAGGCUGAAUGAGAUAGGAUAUCGCCAUUUCACUGUUGAGCACUCCGACACAUUUGUGCAGAAAUAUCGAGAUACGACAACGGGAGAGGCAACCACUGUUCACACCAACACAAUUGAAGGUGCCUGGAAGAGUGGAAAAGAUCACUUCAGGAGAAUGAAUGGCUGCAAAGCAUCGACAUUCGAGUCACAUCUCUGUGAAGUAAUAUGGAGAAAUAGGAAUGCGGCAAGCAAACGCCCGCUGAUCCCUGCGUUCAUGGAUUUGAUAAGGGAUCAUUAUCAUCUCAGAGGAAAGCCCAAUCUAUGCAUGAAAGUUCCUCUCUUCGACACAUGGCACGCAGACAAGAAAGACAAGCUAAUGAGAGAGGAAUUAACAGGCGACACCCCUGUCAGGAUAGAUUCUCCUCCAAGAGCAUCGCCCCCGUUGUCUCCCAGAGACGUCCCCGGACCGUCAGGCAUCCAUCCACAAGCCGCAUCAUCCGUGCCUUCGUCACCCUCGAUUCCCACCGUCAAGCGCGUCCUCUCGCCGAGUUCUAGCAUCGCCAGUCCAUUCCGUGCAACAUCGCCAUCUUACGGCCGAAGCAAGAAAGGCAAGGGGAAGAAGAAGCGUAAGAGUGACACGGUUACUGGCACACUGCAUCAUCCUCCCGGCUUUGUACCGAUUGACAAGAAAGGGAAAGCAAAACUUCAGAAGGACAAGAGUGUCAAUGUGUAUGAUAGGCAAAACUUCGUCGCAGAUUGGGGAUCAGACGACGAUGAUUUCCAGUAAAUGAGUUCCAGAAAACAAAAAAACAGUGUUCGUGUUUUUAACAGUUAAAUGGAGUUUUAAUUCAGACUGGUUUUUACAACUUUCUAGUUACAGGCCUAAUUUUGUGGCAAUUGGAGUUUGGAAACUUUGUAUUAAUGACUUUGAAGAAAUGAAUUGUUGGAUUUUACUACUCUCAUGAUCAUAUGGAUAUAAAUUUGGAUCUAAUUCACAUUUCGGUAAGACCAUAGUUAUAGUUACUGUCAAUGAUGUAAAUUAUUUUUGAAGAAGAUGUGUACUAAUGCUUGGUUAUAUUAGCUUGUGAAAGGGACUUGUGCAUUUUAAAACAUUUUAUUCAUGAAAAGUGUCAUUUUAGAUUUAAGUCCAUCUUUUCUGAUCUAUAUCACAUUUCAAUUUAUUUAGUAAAAUAAUCAACCAUUGAGACAUAUCGGCAAAGGGCCUAUCACUAUAUAUUUGAAUUAAUCAAUUUUGUAAAACUUUUAUUUUCCAGGAUCUCUUUUGGCAACACCCUGGUUAAUGACAUGCUCUACAUUCUUCCCCUCAACUUGAUAUGACAGCAACAAAUUUUCAGAAAAGCUAAUCAUCCGGAAUAGCCUAUUUCCUGAUAUCCUCCGCCGGUUUGCCUGCAGGAACCUUGCUGACUUCGGCCGACAGCGAACAACGUGAUCCCCUAACCGCCAAAACCUUCUCCGAACU